Messenger RNA from Haliotis rubra (blacklip abalone), 4624 nucleotides. RefSeq names its product neuronal acetylcholine receptor subunit alpha-10-like. NCBI's taxonomy places the organism in Eukaryota, Metazoa, Mollusca, Gastropoda, Lepetellida, Haliotidae. The transcript is spliced from 7 exons. Gene Ontology annotation, biological process: nervous system process; monoatomic ion transmembrane transport; chemical synaptic transmission. Gene Ontology annotation, molecular function: transmembrane signaling receptor activity; acetylcholine-gated monoatomic cation-selective channel activity. The coding region runs from base 423 to 2021 and encodes 532 amino acids. Gene Ontology annotation, cellular component: synapse; postsynaptic membrane; neuron projection. The record is from RefSeq and is a predicted model, not a curated record.
UUGGUUUGCAGGAGCAGGUAGCACCAUGUGCUAGAAUGCUGAAGAACUGGACACAGAUAAUCAAUGACAAUUCCUGGAUUAUACUGCUGUGUAGACAAGACGAGUAGAAAUAUUACAAAACAAAUAUUUGAGUGUGAUUUGUCAAGCUGUAUCUGUUCUGUUAGAAAGCGGGACCGGUAGAGAAGUGCCUGCCUGAAUAGCUGCUGAUACGUUCUCGUGAAUAAGGAACACGCACAUGGCUUAACUGAUUGUGGACUACCAUUAAGAUUCAGCCCAAUUGGAAAUAUCUCAAGAUUUCCCCAGUACCAGAGUGAGGCAUUUGUCCGAAUCUUACAUGGACGCCUACCAGAGAUGACAGCCAACUACUGAUACACGGAACCAUCCCCUCUCGGACCGCACACCCUGAUGGGUGAAGGUACCCUAUGAUGAUUGUGGACAACCUCUGUGUGUGGAUUAGUGUCCUCAGCUCCAUCCUAGUGUAUGGAGUUUCAGGAUGCGGGGUAAAAGGCAACGUCGUAGAGAUCAAGCUGGUGGAAGUGCAAAGGACAGCAGAGGAAAUGGCCAACAUCCCUGAUGAACAGAGGCUGAUGAACCACAUCAUGAGGGGCUAUGAGAAGUCAGUGAGGCCAGUCCGGAAUGCAACAACCCCAGUCAUUAUCAGAAUGGGAUUAACGCUAACACAAAUAUUUGAUAUGGAUGAGAAGAAUCAGGUUCUCGUUACAAACGUGUGGUUAGAUCAGGAAUGGGUGGACGAAUUCCUCACCUGGAAUCCACCGAUGUUCAACAACAUCACUAUGCUGAGGAUACCGUGCCACAAACUAUGGCUGCCAGAUAUCGUACUUUACAACAAUGCUGCAGAAUAUACUGACGGACUUAUGCCAGCCAACGCUAUGGUAUCUUCGGAUGGUAACGUGUUUUGGCCUGUCCCAACCAAACUCCAGAGUUCCUGCAAGGUCGAUGUCACCUAUUUUCCUUUCGACAUACAGCGAUGUCGUUUAAAGUUUGGCUCUUGGACAUAUGAUGGCUAUCAAGUAGACAUCACAAACCGGACAACAGAGGUCGACUUAAGCAACUACGUCGUCAACGGAGAGUGGGAACUUAUACGCAUAAGAAUUGUCCGCAACGUUGUGCGGUAUGCUUGCUGCGACGAGCCUUUCCCUGACGUGACAUUCUACGUCACAAUUCGACGUCGCACGUUGUACUACAUGUACAACGUGGUGUUCCCGUGUGUGAUGAUGUCGGCGCUGACACUGCUCGUGUUUUGUCUUCCACCUGACUCGGGUGAGAAAAUAGCACUAGGAAUUACUGUGCUGUUGGCGUUCUCAGUCUUCAUGUUAGCAGUUGCAGAAAAUCUUCCUGAAACCUCCGAAUUUGUUCCUCUGAUAAGCAUCUACCUGACGAUAGUGAUGUCGCUAACAUCUGUUUCCGUCAUCAUGACGGUAUUUGUGUUGAACCUCCAUCACCGAGGCCCAGACAAAAGGGCAAUUCCAGGCUGGCUGCGUAAGAUCUUUCUUGGGAGCUAUCGUCAUCCUAGUAUAUUCCUUUCCAACAACGACAGGUGCUUUCUUAACCAUUGCUCGUCCAAUGAGGGCAAUUUCAUGAGAAACUUGUCUCUGAAACUAACCUUGGAAAACAUUGCCCAAGAGCUGAAAGAUGAACUCAGUUUAGACAAUGGUGUGGGCGAGCCGCUGCCAAAUGACACGCAUAGUCAGAAUACCUCCCAGGAUAGAAGGGACAGGGCUUACCCUACAUUGUCAGGUGUAUCGGGUGAACAUAGUCAUGGACAUUCCAAGCAGUCCAACUCCAGAGGAAAGUUUACCAAGUCUUACGAGGACAUUUUGUUUUCUUUAACUCGUAUUCUGGACAAACAUGAGAAAGAAGAAAAAGAUUAUGAGGUGAUGCAGGACUGGCGUCGCUUGGCCCAGACUGUGGACAGAAUUCUGUUCUGUAUAUUCCUUGGUGGGACUGUAAUUUCAACCUUAGCUAUCCUUGUUAUUGCACCGGCUACACAGCCUGUGUAAUAUAAAUCUCAUUAUCAAUUCAACUGUUAUAGUGUGACGCUUUCAAUAGACCUGUUACAAAUGAUUCAUUAACAUCACGAUCGGGCAUAACAUGUCACUUUCAAUAGCAAAUAUUAUCUUUUUCCCCCCUUAUUUUGGAGGAAUUAUGUCAAGGAACUUCUAUAAGGGUGUUGUUCUAUAGGAUCUGAAAUUGUCACUACGUUCAAGAUUUUGUUCAAUUAUGAAGAUACUUCUUAGUGGUGUGCCUUUGACGAAUUCUGUCUCCGAUUGUUUAACCGGUUUAUCGUCUGUAAUGUGUUUCAUUUUAUUCAGAUCGAGAGCAUGCGUCCGUAUAUAACAAUGCCAUCACACCACAAUGUCAAGGUGGUGCGGUUAUUAUCUUUGUGUGACAAUUCAAUUUCAAUGUCAACAGCUAUAUUUUCUGCAGAGCUUAAUUGUUCUCAAUGGAGACAACGAUAAUCAUUUCUCGUGUAUCUUCCGUCGUGUCGGGUACCUGUUUGUUUGUGUCACGGAGGCGUCAUGCGACUCUUGCUGAAACGUUAAAUGAGGGUUACAUUAUUUAUGGCCUCAGAAAACCUUUUGAAAGGUUCCAUGUAAGCAAGUGAUGGGCAUUCCAAAUUAAUGCAGGAGUUCCCGAAGAGAUGAUCGAUGCAAUCCGUUUUUUCACUUUCCCUAUGUUCCCAUCGUUGUUCAGAUGAACACUUGACUGCAUGUGUUUGCUGCAGGUACCACUGACGAGAAAGGGCACACUCACCUUUCCCAUGACAAGUAUCAUCACAAUUGUAUAGCAAUCACACGAGCAUUGCCGUGAUAUUGUCGGAUGGCACAAAGUUUUCUGCGUUCGGCAGAUGUUUUGUAUGAUUAUGACAAGAGCUUUUGUUUCCAUAUUACUGAACGAUAUACAGUUGUCACGAAUGUUCCUGUACGCUGCGGUGAACAGCAGGCUAUUUUAAAUCAAGGAUCUAAUCAUUUCCUUCCAGACAGACGGGUUAUCUUCAGAAUGUCACAACUUGUGUAUGAAAGGACAUUUUGUUGUCAUGUGGCUCCUUAAAUUGACGGAACUAUUCUAUUUACUUUUCGUGUGCUUUGUAUUUGAAUGCAUGAAUUACACAUAUUAUAACAGUUCAGAGGAGGGAGCAGUCCAAGCUGCAUAUAGAUAAUAAUCAUAUAUGCACCAAGUUUAAACAUAUUGAAUAUAUUCCACAUGUCCCAUGAAAUACAGAAAUUCAGGAAUUGAAACAAAAUAUUUAAAAAAUGUUUAUCGACAACAAUAAAGUAUUUAUUUAGCGGUUUUCAUUUACAUUAUGAACGAAAAUGAUCACUGUGAUACCAUUUAGCCUCUUUAAAUCAUUUUAUCACGUUUCAGGCGAGCGACAUCUUCAGGAAUCUGAAAAGGGACACGUAUUAAAGUUUCAAAGUUUCAGAUUAAACGUUGUUUCUUUUCACAGCUUUCUGCCCUUUCCACUCAAUAGGUUCUAUUUCUGAGCAUAGUCAAAGCUGGGCAUUCUUCUGCACUGACGUUUUAUAUUUGCAAUGUCGAUGCAGAUAAUUUCAACGACCGGCCUCAGGAUGAUAGUGUCGUAAUUGCAUUUCGAUUUAAGCUUGGUGCAUAUAAUAAUGAACAUGCUGAAGAGCUGUAUUUAGUUCUUGUUAGUUCCCGUUAUCUGCCCUCAUGCAGCUAUGUAUAAGCUUGAAUGUUAUUGUAUUAUAGAUUAUAUUGUUCUCUGUUAAGAACAAAUACAAUGUUAUCGAUAUCAUGGUCAUCAAACGUUCAAACAGUAAUGUUUCAAUGUUGGUUUCAUGUCAACGACAUAGUUAGUAGCGCCAUGAAGUAUCAAGAGAUAUGAAAACGUCCCUUGCUUUAUACUUUGCUAGCACUUAAAUCGGUCGUAGAAUAAGCCUGCAUAGAAAUACUGCAUGACUAAACAAAGUUAAAUAUCACCCGAUUAGUUCAUGUCACUAAACUUAUAGUGUGCAGUACUAUAAAUGGAUCAGGUAACCCUAGACAGGUUCUUUGUCGUGUAUAUCAUGAUAUUGUUGAAAGGCAAGCCAAAGUCUUGUUAAUAUGAGAGCAGUUUUGUAAGUACGAUAAAGAACAUAUACUAACGUAUGUAUAACCACAACAAAUGCUGACGCAUUAUUUUUUUACCAGUAGUAAUUAUAUAUUGGUAUCCUCACUACCUAAAGCAUUUGUACUAAAACUGCCAAUUGUCAGCUUUCCCCGCUGUCAGUCUUCAAGCUGGUGCUGCUAGUUCACGGUAGACCGUGGUAUGCUUAGAUCUUACUUCCUACACCCUCACGUUUUCACGAACGAUUUCAUGCUUUAUGUUACACCAGCAUAUAGGUACGAAUGUCGCAGAUAGUGUAAUACUUCAAGGAAUCUCAAACCUUUUAAAAAUCUGUGAUGAAUGUAUAUUGUUUCUUACUUUUUAUGUUAUGCAUGUAUAGUUUCAUGCUUGUAUAGUUUCAUGCUUGACCAUUUUGUAUAUUAUAUAAAUAUUUUUUGCUUAAAAUAAUAUUUAUGCUUCUGACUAUUUCAGAUUAUGUACCAGGAAAUAUAGAUUGUUUCAAAUGUAUUGAUAUAUUAAGUACUGGAACCCGUG